GACUCUGGGGAGUAUAGUGGAUGUAUAUGGGAUGUGGGGUCUCUGGGGAGUACAGUAGGUGUUUGUAGGAGUAUAGGGUCUGGAGGGCAUGUACAGGUGAUAGGGUGUCUGGGAGCAUAAUGAGUGUGUAUAGGGUCUCUGGUGGGCUUGUGGGGUUUAUAGGGUUUCUGGGGGGCAUAGUGGGUGUAUGUAAGGGUAUACAGUCUUGCUGGGGACGCACAGAGACCAUACAGGGGAGAAUGUCUGUGUGUGGUAGAUUGGGGUGUUUGUAGAGGGGAGUGUCUAUAAGGUGCCACAAGGACUCCUCCUUGUUUUGUAAGUGUUAGUCCCUCGCCUUAGGAGUCGCGGAAGGGAGAAUCUCUCCCACCCCUGGACCAAGAGAGCGGCGGACCUGCGGGCAGCCGGAGCUCACAGAGCCCCCGUGCCCGGGGACCGGCGGAGCGGGAGCUGAGCUGCCUGGCUGCGGGGACCCCCGUGGGAUGAAGCCUGGUAGGGUGCCUGCUUCCCGGUGAGCGCUCCGACCCUGGGCCGGCGUCCAUGUAAUCCCGUGCCGUUUCCCUGGGCCCCAUGGCGCCGGUUCGGAGCUGGGGGGCCGGAGCAAUAAUCCUGCACAUGCUGCUCCGUGCGGGCUGGGGCGCUUACGUGCUGCACGUGGAUGUUUCGCAGGUUGAAAGGCCCCUGAAGCACUUCUGGAAAAGCACCGGCUUCUGUCCUCCUCUACCUCACAGCAGAGCGGAUUUAUUUGACCUCAGUAAAGACCAAGAACUGAACCUUGCCUAUGUGUCUUCGGUACCGCAUGGUGGCAUUGAACAAGUUCGAAUUCACUGGUUACUGGAACUCAUUACCGUUGGAGUGACAGAUGGAAAACUUCACUACAACUUUACCAGUCUGGAUAACUUGAUGGAUCUUCUCUGGAAAAACAAACUCAUUCCAGGAUUUGAAUUGAUGGGAAGCCCUUCAGGAUACUUUACAGAUUUUGAAGACAAAAAACAGGUUAUAAAAUGGAGGAGCCUAAUUGCACUUCUGGCCAAGAGAUACAUAGAUAGAUAUGGAUUGGAACAUGUUGCCAAAUGGAAUUUUGAAACUUGGAACGAGCCAGAUCACCAUGACUUCGAUAAUGUGUCAAUGAGUGUCAAAGGGUUUCUCAAUUAUUACGACGCAUGCUCAGAAGGGUUAAGAGAAGCUAGUUCUUUACUGAAAUUUGGAGGCCCGGGAGAUUCUUUCCAUCCAUUCCCAAAGUCGCCCAUCUGCUGGCGUCUUCUACAUCACUGCUACAAUGGAACCAACUUCUUCACUGGAGCGACUGGUGUGAGGUUGGACUACAUAGCCCUACAUAAGAAGGGAGCUGGAAGUUCUCUUCACAUCUUAGAGCAAGAAACAGAAGCAAUGGAGCAAAUUCAGAAGUUGUUCCCAAAUUUCACCUCGGUUCCUGUAUACAAUGAUGAAGCAGACCCACUGGUUGGAUGGUCAGUUCCACAAACGUGGAGAGCUGAUGUGACCUAUGCAGCCAUGGUGGUGAAGGUAAUCAUCCAACAUCAAAACCUGCUCAUUUCCAAAGCCAACAACACCAUCAACUACACUUUACUGAGUAACGACAAUGCCUUCAUGAACUACCAUCCCCAUUACUUCACCCAGAGAACGCUGACUGCCCGAUUCCAGAUGAACAACACAAAGCCACCUCAUGUCCAGAUGGUGAGGAAGCCUGUGCUGACCGUAAUGGGAUUGCUGGCACUGCUAGGGGAAAACCAAGUUUUUGCAGAUAUUAUCAGCAAAGACGAAAGUGCCAACACCGACACUGUUGGAGUACUAGCCACGGUGCACAGUCCUGCUGAGCUACAGCCGUCAGACAGCUGGCAGGCCACCGUACUGAUCUACGCUAGUGAUGACAACCGGACAUCCUCUAACAUCAGUGCUGUGACAGUGAACGUUACCCAUUUCCCCAGGCAUGCAGACCUUGUGUAUGUGACAUACUACCUGGACAACAACCUAACCAAUCCCUAUUUGGAGUGGAAGAAAGUAGGAAGCCCCGAUUUUCCUUCUGUAAAGCAAUUCCAACAAAUAAGGGAUGCCGAGGAAGUGACUGCCCUGCCUUGGUCAAGCAGUAACAUCUCCUCUCUCAUUCCUCUGAAGAUAAAUCCAAACCAGAAAGUGAACGUGACACUUGGGUGAAAUCCUGGCACCACUGAAGCCAGUGGCAAAACUCUCAUUGACUUUAAUACGGGCUGGGCUUCACCUUUGUGGUUUUUUAAUGCCCUAUUACAGAGUUUCUCAAGUUUCUGGAGCUGAUACUAAUUUUACAGAUUAAAGAAUAUCUGCAAACCCUCCCUCAAGACUUCUGAUCCCUAACCAUGACUAGGUGAAAGGCGUGUAACUACCCAUGCUCUAACUAGCAAAAUUCAUGAAAGAGAAACAUUGUACUCGGUACAGUGGAGAAACCUGUCUGGCUGUGGAAGACUGUGCAGACUGGAUUGGCUAAACAGGCUUAAGGAACCUUGAUUGACAGUUUACGGCAAUUCUACACUUAUCACCACCAUCUUAGGCACUUGACUGGCUGAACUACAAGGAGAAAAGUGGGAUGAGAUCUGACACCUUAGUCAUUCUCCUCCUUUAGAGCUAUCCAAAGCUGGCUGAGAGCCUGGCAUGAAUCUUGCUGCCAAGUGCUGCAGCAUCUUAAAAGGGGGACAAAGGGUUUGUCUGAAAUUCCCUGCAAAUGCUGAGUUAUCAGCUGCUCAGUUUCUUCAAUAGAGUCUGAAACAAGAGGAAACAACUCCACUUGAUUAUCAGCUUCCAGGUGUUUUCUACAUUAAGUGCCUCUGCCUUGUUGCGCCUGGACAGAACAUAGAUAUUCCCGGCUGGAGAGAAGAGUGAAGUUCGAUGACGUGCCCACGUACCUCAGUAAAUUAAACUAAGGAUGAACUGGUCAAGGCGUCAGCAAGGGGAGAAUGCUGAUCAUGCAGGAAAACCUGCACCUCUGUCCUUAAAAUCAAGAGGAGAACGGGAACUUUGCUGCAUGAAAGCCACCUCGCUAUUGCAAACUAGGGCAAUGCAAAAGCUCUACAUUCACUGAACAGCUUUCUGGGAAGGUCACUAGUGCAGAGCUUGAUGAAGGGCCGGCUCAGGUUUGCAGGCACACAGCGUAUGAAAGUGUGAGGCACUGGGUUGGAUGUUUAGGAUCCAUAUGAUGAGGUUGCUUUUAACUGUCAUCAGCUGGGCUCUGUCCCCACAGACUGCAAUACGCCACUCACACGGAAAGCAGAGCUCUGCGGCUGCUUCAUGGAAAGUCUCAAAUAAGCACCCUGUAUGUCCUGGGCCAGCUUUACCAAGGAGCCAGUGGGAGAGAGCUGACUGGCCGCAG
Molecule: messenger RNA, 3355 nt
Organism: Mauremys reevesii (Reeves's turtle)
Lineage: Eukaryota; Metazoa; Chordata; Testudines; Geoemydidae
Gene: IDUA
Product: alpha-L-iduronidase
Exons: 12
Coding region: 568-2169 (533 amino acids)
Biological process (GO): carbohydrate metabolic process
Molecular function (GO): L-iduronidase activity
Source: RefSeq, a predicted model, not a curated record